AUGGCGUCUCCAAUGAAAUUGCGGUCAAUAUACCGAUCCUUCCUCCGCGAACUUCCUUCUCGCCCUCUAUCUGAACGAUCUCGAUCCCCUCUCCAAAACCGCAUACGCAAUACAAUCGCCUCUGAUUCUGCUACACCAUUAGAGCAAGCAGAGCAGUUUCUACAAUACGUCAAAGCCCAACGCAUGUACGCGACAUUACUGGAGAGAUACAAUCCUGGCAUGAAUAUGGAUGAAGAAGAAAGAGUGCGCCUCACGGCGAGAAGGGUUGGAAUGGAUUUGCCAGAAGAGUUCUUGGUUGGUCCAGAUACUAGUGGCAAUGGGAAGGGAGAAUGA
Molecule: messenger RNA, 333 nt
Organism: Glarea lozoyensis ATCC 20868
Lineage: Eukaryota; Fungi; Ascomycota; Leotiomycetes; Helotiales; Helotiaceae
Exons: 1
Coding region: 1-333 (110 amino acids)
Biological process (GO): mitochondrial proton-transporting ATP synthase complex assembly
Cellular component (GO): mitochondrial matrix
Source: RefSeq, a predicted model, not a curated record